UGCCUUGUGUUGUGGAGAGAUUAUCAGUUUGUUGUUAAAAUGGAGAGAUUCUCUGUUAUGCUGUGCUUGUUUAUUGUGAUGAGCUGUUGUUCUGUUUCUGCCACCUGCUAUGUUUCAUGCUUCCCACAUGAGAGAGAUGCCCUCCUUGCUCUCAAGGAUGAGUACUAUAAAUACAUGGAAGAGUACGCUGCCAAGAAAUAUGAGUCAUGGAAGGGGUUCAAUUGUUGUGAGUGGUGUGGUGUUGAGUGCAGCCACUCCUCCUCCCACGUCAUCCAACUCCGCUUCUCCAACAAUUAUAUUUUCAAAACACUUGUUCCAGUUUUGUUUCAAUUAAAGCACAUGGAGUAUUUGGACUUAAGCGGAAAUUGGUUUAGUGGCCACCUACCCAAAGAAUUAUUUGGUCUCCAAAAUUUGAGGCAUCUAGAUCUCUCUAGGAACAAUUUUGAAGGUGAGAUUCCUAUGGAUGUUGGCUCUGUACACACAUUGAAUCACCUCAACUUGGCUUGGAAUGAAGUGUUUAACUCUAGUUUAAGGUGGGUGGAGAAGCUGCAAGAGCUGAGAUAUUUGUCUCUUGAAGGUGUAGUGUUGAAUAUGACAACCUGGAAUUUGGAAGCAACCAUCUCUCAUCUCCAUCAUCUCCAUUACCUAAACCUUGCCAAUUGCUAUCUAUCAGGGCACAUCCCCAAUGCCAUCCAAAACCUCACCUCCCUCUCCCAUCUUAUUUUAGAUGAAAAUUACCUUAGUUCUAUAGUGCCUUCAUGGUUGGGAAAUAUGCCUCAUUUGCAAGAGCUUAGUUUGUCUGAAAACCCAUCAUUGAAUGGAGAUGUAGGUCAGAUAUUAUGUUGUGAAUGUCCACGAUUGACCAAAAUUGUUUUCAGACAAACCAAUAUAACAGUGAUUAUUCCACCUUGUAUUGGAAAUAUUUCUUCCCUCCUCCAUAUUGAUAUGAGUAAACCAAUGUAUUACUUUGGUAUGGGAAAGGUGGAAGGAAUUAUUCCUUCUUCCCUUGGCAACAUCUCUAGUCUUCAGACACUAAAUCUUGGAGGAAACUCAUUGAGUGGAGAGAUCCCACCCUCACUUGGUCAACUUUCAUCUUUGAUUGAACUUGAUCUCUAUGGCAAUAAGCUUAGUGGUAGUAUACCUUUCUCAGUUGGUCAUCUUUCAUCUUUGAUUUAUCUAGAUCUCUCCCACAAUAAAAUCGAUGGUCAAAUACCUUCCUCAUUGGGUAACAUUUCAUCCUUGAGAGGUAUUUAUCUUGAUGAUAAUCAACUGAAUGAUACAAUUCCCACUUGUCUUGCACUUCUCCCUCAUGUGGAAACGGUUUAUCUCUAUUCCAACAACUUGCAAGGUAAUUUUUCUCUUGAUUCUUUCAUAAGUACUAGUAACUACCUUCGACUUGAUCUUUCUUAUAAUAAAUUGACUAUCCAAGUUGACCCAAAAUGGAUACCUCCAUUUUCCCUAAAAAUUUUAGCAUUAUCUUCUUGUAAUAUUGAAGGUAUCCGACCUCCAUUCCUUUCAACACAAUAUCAAUUACAGGUUUUGCAUCUCUCCCAAAAUAAUCUAUGGGGAACCAUUCCGCCUUGGCUAGGAGAUUUACCUAGUCUACAAAGUUUAAAUCUAUCAUAUAAUAAUUUACAAGGUCCACUACCCCUUACCAUCUACAUGCAUUCAUUCACAUAUUUAGAUCUACAUAACAAUCAAUUGAAUGGUUGUCUUCCAAUUCCUUCAGGAUCUUCCUCAUAUGUUCAACUAUUGGAUCUAUCAGAAAAUGGUUUUACAGGUGUUAUCCCAGUGCAAAUUGGCAAGAUUUUACAAGGCAUUAGAUUCUUGUCAUUUUCAUCAAAUUAUCUAAGUGGUGGAAUUCCUUCCACCAUUGGUCUUUUGCAACAGCUAAAAGUUCUAGACCUAUCAAAGAAUAGAUUAUCUGGUAAAAUACCAUUAAGACUAACUAAUUUCUCUUCUUUGACAAGAUUGAACUUGGGAAAGAAUAAUUUGAUGGGGGAGAUUCCAGCUCAGAUAGGAAUUUUAAGCUAUCUUGUGGCACUACAACUGAAUGGAAAUAUGCUUAAGGGAAACUUGCCAUCAAGUCUUCAUAAUUGCUCUAGCUUGCAGAUUUUAGAUGUGGGUGAUAAUUUAUUAGUGGGAAAUAUACCCCUUUGGCUAUCAAAAUUCACCGAGUUGAUGAUACUUAUUUUAAGGUCAAAUAAACUCCAAGGGAACAUUCCAAACCAAUUAAGCAAUCUUUCAAAAUUGCAUGUGCUAGAUAUUUCACAUAAUUAUUUGACUGGGGCCAUCCCAUCAUAG
Molecule: messenger RNA, 2304 nt
Organism: Cryptomeria japonica (Japanese cedar)
Lineage: Eukaryota; Viridiplantae; Streptophyta; Pinopsida; Cupressales; Cupressaceae
Product: receptor-like protein kinase
Exons: 3
Coding region: 40-2304 (754 amino acids)
Molecular function (GO): protein binding
Source: RefSeq, a predicted model, not a curated record